UAUAAACACCUCCUCAUCUCUCGUUUCUCCUCUCCCGCUCCUUCGUCUUCGCCGCCGUCUUCAAACCCUAGAUCUCUCCGGGAAUCGUUGCUUGAGAGAUCGGUGAGAAGCGAAAGAUGCAGAACGAGGAGGGCAAGAUGAUGGAUCUCUACAUCCCCAGGAAGUGUUCGGCGACGAACAGGCUCAUCACUGCCAAGGAUCACGCCUCCGUUCAGAUCAACAUUGGACAUGUCGACGAGAAUGGGGUUUACACAGGCCAGCACACCACCGUCGCCCUUUGUGGCUUCAUCCGUGCUCAGGGUGAUGCUGAUAGUGCUCUUGAUAGGAUCUGGCAGAAAAAGAAGGUUGAUGUACGCCAACAGUAGAGACACUGGUUUUCACCUUAAGUUUACUUCUAGUGUUUUCCAUGAUAAUUCAUGAACCCAUCUCCGUAUUCUGCACCUUAAUGUUAUUUCCCAACUAAGAUUAAGUUGAUAAAUUACAUUUUUGAGAUUCAUUUCCACUUUUGACUCUUUGAUUA
Molecule: messenger RNA, 520 nt
Organism: Dioscorea cayenensis subsp. rotundata (Guinea yam)
Lineage: Eukaryota; Viridiplantae; Streptophyta; Magnoliopsida; Dioscoreales; Dioscoreaceae
Product: 40S ribosomal protein S21-like
Exons: 3
Coding region: 117-365 (82 amino acids)
Biological process (GO): endonucleolytic cleavage in ITS1 to separate SSU-rRNA from 5.8S rRNA and LSU-rRNA from tricistronic rRNA transcript (SSU-rRNA, 5.8S rRNA, LSU-rRNA); endonucleolytic cleavage to generate mature 3'-end of SSU-rRNA from (SSU-rRNA, 5.8S rRNA, LSU-rRNA); translation
Cellular component (GO): ribosome; cytosolic small ribosomal subunit
Molecular function (GO): structural constituent of ribosome
Source: RefSeq, a predicted model, not a curated record